UGGGCUGGGGGGUGAGGAGAAGACAAGCAAGGGCUGAGCAAGGACAGCUCAGCUCCAGGAGAGAAGCUGCCUGUAGGUUCGGUAGCAGCAGAUACUUGGGUUCAAGUACAUCCCUGGAGAGCUGCUGUCCCUCGCCUGUGCCUCAGUUUCCCCAUCUGUAAAACAAGGGGUGGGGUGGGGUGGGGUGAGACAAUCUCUAGGAUCCUUCCAGGGGUCCAGGAGGGUGGAAUCAGGGCACGGGGGAAGACACGGUAGGGAGGCCCACACCCUUCCUGUGGAGAAGAAACCUCUGAAGGCUUCCUGGAAGAGGAGGCAUGAAGCCUGGGCUGCAAGGGGGUAGGGAAGGUGGAAAUGGUACCCCAGGGUCAGGAAGAGCUUGAGCUAAGGCCCAGGGGACACGCAGAUGGGAAUCCCUGUAACUCUGUAGGUUGAGAAGGAAUGUGGUGGGGUGUGAAGCUAGAGAGGGAGGGGGGACCCACGGCUUCAUGGUGGGGUGUGAGCUCUGUUCUGGGGGCUGUUGAGGACCGAGAGUCAGUGAGAGUGGCCUGCCUUGUGCUGCCCCCUUCGCCUGCCCCCUCUCCCGCGUACACUUGACCGUCACGUUCCUGUAGAACCUGUGACCAUGGUGGUGCCUGCGUGUGCUGGACACGUUACACAUCAGUUCCCAUGGCAACCCCAUAAAGUGGGCAUUACUGGGCCCGUUCACAGACGAAGACACUGAGGCUGAGAGAGGGAAGUUUUUGCCCAAAGUCAUGAUCUGACCCUCAGUUUUCCCGUGCUUCUUCCACUAGCUCUCACUUUUUUGGGGGGGGGCAUUUUUGUCCUGUGUGACACCAGCCAUCCUAGGAACCCCCAAGCUCAUAGAAGUGCCUGCCAAGAGCAGUGCAGUUGGGUCUGGAGGUUGGGGGUGGGCGAACCCUCAGAUGUUAGCAGGGCUGGCUUUCUCCAAGACCUGAGCUUCUGUCCCCACAGACAUCCUCUGAGAUGGGGGUGAGGCAGGGCUCCUUCCCACUUUACAGAUGAGCAGACUGAGGCCCUAGGAGUCCAAGGUCAAUGCAGUGACAGCAUGGGCAGGGAGCCCCAUCUUAUCACCCAGCUGAGGCUGGAGGGAGGUUCAAAUCCCCUGAGAUCUGUGCAGAAGCUGACCCCCACAGCCCUCCCCCCACCCCCAGGGAGUGGGAAAGACUGGCAUUAGAAUCACAGACCUGGGUUCAAAUCCUGGUUUUGUCUUGCACAAACAGUGUGAUCUUGGGCAAGUUAUUACUCUGAGCCUCGGUUUUCUUAUCUAUAAAGGGAGACAGCAGGCCUCUUUCAUUCAGUCAUCAAUACAUGUUUAUUCAGAACCUGCUGGGUGUCCAGUGUUGGGCUUUAGUGGAGAAUCAGACCUUUACUCGGAGAACUCAGCUCAGGAGUCAGAGCAGCAGUUUUCAUUCUGGUUGUGAUGGAAGAAGCCCAGGGUGCUGUGGGAACCCACAGGAGGGACCCCAGCCAGACCAUUUUGAUUGGUGGAGGGAAGCAGGAGGGCAGGAGAGGAAAGCAGGAAACCAGCUCCGCAAGACCCCAGAGGCUGGGCUUCAGAUGAUUCUUGUUGGAAAUUUCUCAGAUCAGUAAGGGAGCCGGUGAAGGCUUUUGAGCAGGGGAGCACCAUGCUCUGAUGUAUGUUUUAGAAUGCUCCUCCUCUGCUGGGUGGAGGGGGCGCUAAGAGUGGAGGCAGGGAGACCCUUGAGCAUGCAGAUUGAGAAAUUCACUUGGGGCAAGGAAGGAGACUGAAGCAGGACAGGAGCAGUGGGAGGACAUACACCAAGACCAUCCAGGUGUGGGCAAGUGGGGAUGCUCCUGGCUGGCUCAGGGACAGGGGAGAGAAGCAGGGGUCGGGGAGUGGGCGGGCAGUGGGAGGUGAGUCCAGUCAUGGGUGAGGACAGGUUGAGUUUCACAUGCCAGGGAGGGGUCCAGAAGGCAGUGGGAGGGAGAUGGUGGUUGGUACCAAGCUGCUAACAGAAGCUUUGGGAGGGGUGGAGAUGCUGGGCAGUAGGAGUGGGAAAGUGGAUUUGGGAAGAUCAGAGGGUAGGGACCAGGACUUCAGGGAAGGUCCCUGCAAAGUAGCCCAAAGCGGGAGUUGCCUGGCAGGUAGGAGGAAUCCCGGGGUGUAGGGACUUAGGUCUGGCCAGGAGAUGACAGGAGUCACAUGUGUCAGGCAAUCUGCCCAGUGCCAGGAGCAUGGGAGGGGCCCUGGAGGGUCAGUUCCCACCUGACUGUCACCAGAAAGCAGAACCGUAGUCUGUCCCCCACUGCCAUCCCGAAGAGGAGGGGACCACCGAGGAGGAGGAGGUGUUUGGGAAGGAGGGAAAGGGGAAGAAACAUUUGCAUGCAUAACAAGGCUGAAGCGAGGGAGAGAGAAAGAGGGAGCAGGGGAUGAAAAGAAAUUACCAUACGCCGGGAUCUUGUUAUUCAACCCAAUUUUCAAAGGACCACAGCUGUCGCACUGAGAUAAUCCGUUAAUUAUAACAGCCAUUGUGCUUUGGCAACGGGAGAGAAACCGAGGCUGGGGAGCAGGCUAAAGGCAGGGGUGGGAGCAGGUCUCUGAGGGGGCAGGAACAGGCAGGAAGGCAGACACUGUCCAGGGCCAGGCCUCAUCCCUUCCUCGCUGCCACUGCUGAGCGAUGGGUGACAGGGACCCUGUUUGUGCCAGGCACUGUGCCACAUCUGUGAGCCAGGCCAUCCUAACCAUUCUAGAGGUAGCUGCGAGCACUUACUAUGUGCCAGACCUGCUCUGAAGCUUUCGUUCUCCCACCCUCUGAGGUCGUGCCCUUCUCGUCCCAUUUUACAGAAGAGGAGACUGAGACUCAGAGGAAAGAAAUAGCUUGCCUGGGCCACACUCUUCGUUCAGUGGCAGGGCUGGGAUUUGAGUUGAAGGUGGCCUGUCCUUCCAGGAGAACACUAAGGAGGGCCGGUCUCCAUGGGUUGGCCACACAGACUUGGUGGACACGUGUCCUGGGCUGUGGUUUCUGUGCAGCCGGCAGUCCAUGGGGUGGCCCUCCCCUGGGCACUUCCAGGGCUCCUCCUGCCCAAACAGAGCUUCCUUGUUCUCUGAUGCCACAGCUGCAGGCCCCUGCAAGCCGUACCCAGCGCCCCCCCCACCCCACCCCUGCAGAGAAGCCAAUCUCAGGGCCAGGAGAGGGACCCCAUGCAACCACCUGGUUUGGGAUUGUGAUGGGCUGUCACCCUGGGACGGGCCUGGCCCUGGCUGGCUAUGUGCCCAGGUGGUGGCAUGGGAGAGGCCGUGGGGAGGGUGGGCAGGAGUCCCAGGUGAGCAGAGCAAGGGGAACCUGAGCUCUGGUUGAGGGGCAGGAGCAAGGGGCCAUUCUAGAAGCCCCGGAGCCCUUUGCCGCAGCACCCGCUCUGGGCUGUGAAUUGAGCAGCCAAGGCUUUAGACCUCCUGGUGUCCACAGCAGCCUUGGCGGGAGCCUCAGCCCGUCUUGGCUGGCAACAUUUUAUGGAGUAGGAAUUGUAUUUGGGAGCCCGUUACUCCCAAACCCCAGCAGGAGCCCCCAACUUGACCCAGCAAACCGAGCAGCAUUGUUGAAGAGCCAGGGACCCCGCAGGGCGACAGGCAGGUCAGGGGGCUGUGUGGGGGUGCCCUCCUGGUUUGGGGUCCCCACUCCGGUGGGCCUGCUUGGAGGUGAGAAAGGGUUGUGGAUGGGCCAGGGCAGUCCUGUACCAUCAGUGACACAGAGGCCAAGUAGACUUUUAGGAUCAAGGAACUACAGAACUCUUGAGCCCCAGAUUCGUAAUCAGAGACCUGCCAUCCCCACAAAAAGAUCUAUGCCUUCAGAGUGUCCCAGAGCCACAGAACUAGGGAGGCUUGUGCCAUCUGCCCUAUCUCCACAGGGAUGUAGAAGGUAGGCAGCCAGUUCUUCCAGGUUUGCCAGUCAUUCUAGAAGUGGGGAUUUUAAAAAUAAAAUCUCCCAAGUUAUCAACAUUGGCAAGUAAUUAAAAAAAAAAUUUUUUUUAAGCCAUUGUCCAGAUGAAACAGGAACUCAUAGUAUGCCUUGACCACCUAGAGCCUGGUGCCAUGGAGGGUCAAAGUCACUCUGUAGCAGUUGUGAAACCUCAGUUUCCUCCUCUGUAAAGUGGGAAUAAUAACAGCACGACUCAUGAGGUUGUGCAGAGGAUUGAGUGAGUUCACAUGAGAAGUGUUUAGGCCUACCCGUGUCAGCCCAGGACUCUGCUUUCAUUUUGCCCCCGGGGCUGCGCUCUCUGCCACCCGGAGCCUCCACUUCUCCCCGUGGGCUCCAGCCGUGCCAGUCUGCCCUAGGACAGCCCUGAGGGUGUUGGAAAGCAGGGAAAUAUUCACCCCCUGGGGCCCUGGAGAGGGAGCAGAGCCGGGAGGGUGGGCCUAGCCAGCGCCUGGUACAUAGUAGGUGCUCCAUAAAUGUUUAUUGAAUGAAUGAAUGGAGGCCAUGCAGGCAGAGGCAGCCGUGCGUGCGCAGGCACUGGUGAAAGAGCGGGUCCAGUGGAGACUGGAACCAGGUGACAGACGGGUCCCUUCCUUCCUGUCCCCGUCUUUCGUGCUCCCCCCUCAGAGUCCCAGUCUCCAGCCUCCUGUGGGAAUCGUCUGAAACUCUGAGCCCGGAGUCCCAGGAGGAAGAGGAAGAAGCGGAGCAAGUCAAGCCCCGAGAACCUGGGCAUCUUCCUGGCAGGAAAGGAGCACCUCGGGGAAGCAGGCUGUGGGGCCCGCAGCCCCCCCUGGCCUUGGUCUGGCUCUGGUGCCUGGUGACUGUGGGUAGCACCCCAGAAGGCCCCCUGACGGUUGGCACUGGCCGUGCCCGCGUCACCUGGGGCCCCCGAGCUGGGGGUCCCACCAAAGAUGGUGGCAGCCCCAGGGAGGACUGUGCUGCUGGCCCCAACCUCUGGCCACUAGGCCCCCCGGCGCCCCGGCCCCCCACCCUGAGCCAGGCCUGAGAGGGGGCCGUGGCCGGAGCCAUGCUGCGCCUGGGGCUGUGCGCGGCCGCGCUGCUGUGCGUGUGCCGGCCGGGAACCGUGCGCGCCGACUGCUGGCUCAUCGAGGGCGACAAGGGGUACGUGUGGCUGGCCAUCUGCAGCCAGAACCAGCCACCCUACGAGACCAUCCCGCAGCACAUCAACAGCACGGUGCACGACCUGCGGCUCAACGAGAACAAGCUCAAGGCCGUGCUCUACUCCUCGCUCAACCGCUUCGGGAACCUCACCGACCUCAACCUCACCAAGAACGAGAUCUCCUACAUAGAGGACGGCGCCUUCCUGGGCCAGUCGAGCCUGCAGGUGCUGCAGCUGGGCUACAACAAGCUCAGCAACCUGACCGAGGGCAUGCUGCGGGGCAUGGGCCGCCUGCAGUUCCUCUUCGUGCAGCACAACCUCAUCGAGGUGGUGACGCCCGCCGCCUUCUCCGAGUGCCCGAGCCUCAUCAGCAUUGACCUGUCCUCCAACCGCCUCAGCCGUCUCGACGGCGCCACCUUCGCCAGCCUGGCCAGCCUCAUGGUGUGCGAGCUGGCCGGCAACCCCUUCAACUGCGAGUGCGACCUCUUCGGCUUCCUGGCCUGGCUCGUGGUCUUCAACAAUGUCACCAAGAACUAUGACCGCCUGCAGUGUGAGUCGCCGCGUGAGUUCGCUGGCUACCCGCUGCUGGUGCCCCGGCCCUACCACAGCCUCAACGCCAUCACCGUGCUCCAGGCCAAGUGCCGAAACGGCUCGCUGCCCGCCCGGCCUGCAAGCCACCCCACGCCCUAUUCCACCGACACCCAGAGGGAGCCUGACGAGAACUCAGGCUUCAGCCCCGACGAGAUCCUGUCGGUGGAGCCGCCGGCCUCAUCCACCACGGACGCGUCGGCGGGGCCGGCCAUCAAGCUGCACCAGGUCACCUUCACCUCAGCCACGCUGGUGGUCAUCAUCCCGCACCCCUAUAGCAAGAUGUACGUGCUGGUCCAAUACAACAACAGCUACUUCUCCGACGUCAUGACACUCAAGAACAAGAAGGAGAUCGUGACGCUGGACAAGCUGCGGGCACACACUGAGUACACGUUCUGCGUGACCUCGCUGCGAAACAGCCGCCGCUUCAAUCACACCUGCCUGACCUUCACCACCAGGGACCCAGUGCCCGGCGACCUGGCACCCAGCACCUCCACCACCACCCACUACAUCAUGACCAUCCUGGGCUGCCUCUUCGGCAUGGUCAUUGUGCUGGGAGCCGUCUACUACUGCCUGCGCAAGCGGCGCAUGCAGGAGGAGAAGCAGAAGUCGGUCAAGGUCAAGAAAACCAUCCUGGAGAUGCGCUACGGGGCUGACGUGGACGCCGGCUCCGUGGUCCACGCCACCCAGAAGCUGGGUGAGCCCCCCGUGCUGCCCGUGUCCCGAAUGUCCUCCAUCCCCUCCAUGAUCGGGGAGAAGCUGCCCACCACCUCCAAGGGGCUGGAGGCUGGGUUGGACACGCCCAAGGUGGCCACCAAGGGCAACUAUAUCGAGGUGCGCACGGGCACGGGCAGCGAGGGCCUGGCGCGGCCAGAGGAUGACCUCCCUGAGCUGGAGAACGGCCAGGGCUCCGCUGCUGAGAUCUCCACCAUCGCCAAAGAGGUGGACAAGGUCAACCAGAUCAUUAACAAUUGCAUCGAUGCCCUCAAGCUGGAUUCGGCCUCUUUCCUGGGGAGUGGCAGUGGUGGUGGGGACCCCGAGAUGGCCUUCGAGUGCCAGUCCCUCCCUGCAGCCUCCACCACCUCCUCCACCGCCACCCCUGUUCCUGGGGUGCUGGAGCGCCCCAGCUUCCUCUCGCCCCCCUAUAAGGAGGGCUCCCAUCACCCGCUGCAGCGCCAGCUGAGCGCCGAUGCCGCCGUGGCUCGUAAGACCUGCAGCGUCUCCUCCAGCGGCUCCAUCAAGAGCGCCAAGGUCUUCAGCCUGGACGUGCCGGAUCAUCCGGCCACUCCGGGGCUGGCCACGGGCGACUCCAAGUACAUCGAGAAGGGCAGCCCCCUCAACAGCCCGCUGGACCGGCUCCCGCUGGUGCCGGCCAGCAGCAGCGGGAGUAGCGGCGGCGGUGGCGGCGGCGUCCACCACCUGGAGGUGAAGCCCGCCUACCACUGCAGCGAGCACCGGCACAGCUUCCCGGCCCUGUACUACGAGGAGGGCACCGACAGCCUGAGCCAGCGCGUGUCCUUCCUCAAGCCGCUGACCCGCACCAAGCGGGACUCCACCUACUCGCAGCUCUCCCCCAGACACUACUACUCAGGUUACUCUUCCAGCCCUGAGUACUCGUCCGAGAGCACGCACAAGAUCUGGGAACGCUUCCGGCCCUACAAGAAGCACCACCGGGAGGAGGUGUACAUGGCCGCCGGCCACGCCCUGCGCAAGAAGGUCCAGUUCGCCAAGGACGAGGACCUGCAUGACAUCCUCGAUUACUGGAAGGGGGUCUCGGCCCAGCAGAAGCUGUGACCCUCUCCCCACCCCCGACCCCGGUGAGGUUGGAGGGGGAGGGCCAGGGGCACGCGGGGAAGGGCCAGGGCGGCGGGCCGGGCGCGCUGGGGGCCGAGGAGUGGACGCACACGCACACCCGCACGCACGCACCCACGCACACACCUGACCACCACCUGACUGUGAACAACCACCACCCGACAAUAACGGACAGGAAAACAAAGACAUGUUCUCCUUAAAGUUUACACACUGAUACCGAAACCAGUCGUCUUUACUGUGCUGCCCAGGGACUCUGCCGGGGUGUGCGGGCCGGGUUGGGGGCGGGGGGAGGGGCAGACGAGGAAGCCAGAAGAGGGUGUGGGGUCUGGGGCUCUGGGACUAGGGACAGGUUUUGGGGUAAAGGAGCCUGGGGUGGAGAUGGACCCAAGCUCCCCUGGGGCAGGGAGGGGGUCCCCCCAGAUGGGGGACAGGUUACUGGGAGACUUAGUAGCAGAUGGACAUUGGGCAUCGUCUUCUCCCUUUAUGGAUGGGGAGACCGAGGCCCAAAGGAAGGGAGUGAUAGCCCCAGGGUCAUGUGGCAGGUUAGAGGCAGUCUCCCAGUUUCCAAGCCCAGUGCUGUCCCCCACUCCCCCGGUGGCUCCUCUGGGGCCCUCACCCUCUGCUCAUCCACUACCCGGUUCCAGAGCUGUGGUCUCCUGGAGCUGAGGGGUCAGGCAGGUGCUUUUCCUUUCUAGAAAGGCUUAUGGCCAUGCCCCCAGGGCGUGGAACUGUGAUUCAUCAUGGGUGGCUAUUGGUGGGGGGGUCUCUGCCCCCUGAUGCCAGCACCCAGGAGAAGUGGGAGGUCCUGGUCAUAGGGGAGGUGCAGGCAUGGGACGGCCCACCAGCCCACUUCAAGUGUCUUCCAAGUAGCCUGGGAGCUGUGGAUGGGGUCUGAGGAGAGUGCCUGGGCCAGCGGCCUCGCCGUCUCAGGUGCAGGCCUCCACACCCCAGCCCCCCAGCCUCUCUGGGCCUCCAAGACCCCUGCUCAUCCCAGAAGGGCAGGGGUGAGCUGUGAUACCUGAGAGCAGCCGGGAGGUGGAGUCCACUGGGGGCCUUCCUGCUUCUGCCCCUACGUCCUGGCCUCCCACCUGCCAGACCCCUGCUGUUGGCUCUCCGGGCAGCAUCUCAGCCUGCCCAGAGGAAGGAGGGCCUUCUGGGGCUUUUCCACUUACACCCUCUUGGCUGCCUAUCCCCACCUUACCCACUGGCCUGAGAGGCCCCCAUGUUUCCAUGGAAAUGGCCGCUCCUCCCAUGCUGACCCCUACCCAACAUCAAACAAAGCACAAAUGGUGAGCACCCCCCGCACCCCUCCUGGGAAGGAGCAGGCUGGGUUCCUGGGGCCCCUCCCCCUCCCUGGCCUGCCUCUGUCGCCAUGGCAACCCAGAGCCUGGCAGUUGGGACCGUUGGGCUUCUGGGGGCUCUCUCUCUGUCAUUGUGGGUGGCAGAGGGCGGUGAGGGAGGGCAGGGCCAGAUGGGGUGGCUGCCUUUCUCACGAGCUAGGGGCUUCCUGGGGUCAGCUCUAAGGGACGGAUCUGGGGUCCUGAGACCGUCUUGGAGACUGUCUUGAACACUGUCAGGGUGCUGAGGGGCCAGAGUCAGCUCCCCUGCACCUGUGGAUGGGAGGUGGGCCAGUGGGGAGUGAGACGACUCUAGCUUUGCCCACCUGCCCAUGUGCCCCUUGGCGCCCCACCCACCUCAGGAGCAGAAGGAGCCCACUGGGCUCUCCUCACACUCCUGCUUUCGGCCUGUCACUCAGUUGGGUUCUUGAGUUUUGGGGGUGUGACUGUGGGGUGAGGGUGGGUGCUGGAUGGGACCAAGACCUAUACUGUGGAGGGGAUUCUGACCAGGAAAGCUAGUGCCAUUCCCUGGGUGGUGGACACCAGUGACCUUCCUGGGGGAGGACAGUGGAGGGGAAAGAGGCCUUAGGGCUCAACUGAGCCCCACUUGGGAGACGGACCAAGCCUGGGGCUCACUUUGGGGGUGACAUUUGCAAAGAAAGGACUGUUCUCCUGGGGGAGUGGAGGGGAGGGGGCCAGCAUGGAUAUGCAGAGCAGACCUCCCCCAACUCCCCAAAACCUGCCCCAACCCCUCCUCACACCGGAUUGAUGAAACAGAAAAGCAAGCAGAGAAGCAGUGACGAGAGAAAGCAGAUUCCCUGUUAUAUUUGCAUGACGAUUUUACUGUAUUUUUCUGAGCAAACAUCUGUCGUGUAUGUGCCAGUUUGUCCAGACUCCCUGGCCUUUCCUCCCCGCCGCGCUCCCAUUCCCACAUUCCCUCUGUUGUGAUCUGACAAGCAGCUCUUGAAACCCAGGGAGGGGCCCGCUCUGCAAAAGACCCAAAACAGGUGCCACCAAAAACACCCCCCACCCCCGACUCACCUUCUGUCUUUCUGGACGUCGAGGCCAGCCCACAAGUGCCGCCUCCCCUCCUCCCAUCAGCCUUUUCCUGGCCAGGGAAGGGCAGCCCCAGGGAAGGCCGCCUGGGGGGACUGCUCCUCUGUUGCACUUGCUCCCAUUUUGCAGAUGAAGAAGUGGGAGCUCCCCAAAAGGGAGGGGUCUGGUGAUUUGCUGGGAGAGUCAGUCACAUUGCUGAGUACAGGAGGCCAAGAGCUUGGGGCUUCAUGGAUGGCUCUACAAGUGGGGGGCUUGGGGCCCUGAGGGAAGAACCCAUAAGAGGUUCCCCUCCCUUGAGGUUGGCCUGGGGACAGUGCUGCCCACAGGGAGGAAUCCUGCAGCAGGAGCAAGAGCUCCCCUCAAAUCCUCCGUCAUUCCUGGUUGAAGAUGACCUAUAAAAACCUCAGAUAGGCUGGCUUUGCGGGGCUUCAGAGGAUAGGUCCCCAUCUUAACUGCAAGGGUCUUCCACUCCAAGAGGUGAACCCAUAUUCACAGCCCAGGGCAUACAGGUCUAUGAUGCAGAUUAAGAUGACCUCCUAGGUGCCGGGGUCUUCCACUUCAGGAGGUGAAUCCACGUUCACAGCCCAGGGCAUACAGGUCUAUGAAGCAGAAUAAGAUGACCUCCUAGGUGCCCAGGCCAGGCCAAAGCUCCGGGGAGUGGGGCACACACUGUCGCUCACCCCAGAGGCUUUCCUGCAUCUAUGUCCUGUGUCCUGUUCAGGGGAAAAUAUUCACAAAAGACCGGUGAACAUUUACGUCCAGGAAUCUGGCUGGCCGGGGUCCUGUGUUUGUAAUGGCAAUGAACACGGCGGGCCCCGGGUUCAUGGCCUGGGCCGGUCAGGAGGGCAGGCAACCAAGAGAGAAGGGAAAGGGUGGGGGGUGUCCCAGGGAGCAGGUGACAGGGGGGCCUGGUGGAGUGGGGUUGCUGUACCCUGGACCUUCUGGAGGCUGGCUGGGCUCUGAAUAAACCUUCACAGGAGCUUCCUUGGCACCUGUCCCUGGGAAGGGGCACCCAUGGUCUCCUGGAGAAUGCACUAGGGACAGUGACCCCUCUGCUGGAGCUAAUGGCCUUCCAGAAGGGAAAAGUGGGGGUCUGGCAGGAAGAAAGCUUAGUCUGGGGUGGCCACCUCCUCGGGGGUCCCAGGCUUGUCUCCUCUCCACAGGAGGGGCCUGUGUUGGCUCCCCAGAGGCUCCUCGCCCCGACCCCUCCUAGGGGACAGAGCAGGAGGAUGGUGGUGGCCUGUGUCCAGGCUGGGAAGGAACUGUCUGUGGGGGUCGGGGGUGGGGGGUGGUUGGAGUAGAAAGACCCACCUGGGGAAGAGGAGGUCUGCAGAAUCCCAGAGAGGCACAGGGAGGAGAGUCUGAGCCUGGCCGAAGGGCUCUGAGGUUCCUAGCAAGGAGUUGCCCACCUGCACCCCUCCUGUCCUGGACAUGUUAACAGAUGGGGAAGCAGAAGUACAGGGAGGAAAAGGAAAGAAAUCUUCUAGGGUCUCAAAACAUACUAAGGCCAGGAGAGGCGCCAGACAUGGGGGACAAGAGUGACAGGUCCCGGCUUAUAAGGGGCUUACAUGCAGUGAAGGGACAGCCACAAAGUGCUCCCCAGUGAAUGGACGUUGCACAGAGAAUCAAAAACUGGGAGAAUAGAGUGAGGCGGGCCGGGGGAGUCCUCGGGGCAGGGGAGCCAAGCUCUGAACGACAGAGCCAGAGGACUGGCCUGCUGGCCAGGGGAGGAUGACAUGGGAUGAGGGAGAAGUAAGGUUGUUAGCAGGGGCUGGACGCCCCCGCGUACCUCCUCCGGUGACCUCCACUACUCUGGCCCUGCCCUGCAAGGCCAGCAGCAUCCCACCACAUUCCUGAGGAGGGAGUGGGGGGCCUUCUUUCUGAGGUGGUGGAUGGGUGGUCCAGGCAUGAGGAGGCCUGGGGGUGUCAGAGCCCCACAGGGCUUAAGGAGCCCCCCUGAAGCUUGCCCGCCAGGCCAGAGUGAAGGUUCGGGCUUGCCUGACGUCAGGGCUGGUCUCCUCUCUGCCGAGACCUCUGCUACACAGCCUCCUCAGUCCUAGGAGCUGCCGUGCUCCUGGUCUAUCCUCCCACCUUUAAGACAGGACCGGUAUUCGACUCCUUGUUCUCGUGCCUGCCACCGAGUCCCCCAUUAAGGGCAUCACUGCUGCCGAGAAGUAGGGAGAGGAAAGCGGGUGGAAUGGGGUGGGCUUGAGAGGGUCUGGUCAGCCUCCCCUUCCCUCACCUGCCCCUCACCAAACAAGCACAGGGCUGGGCAGGGCCGAGGGGGUCCGCUCUUGUCCCCUGGCUUCCUCUGCCCCCCCCAACCCCGGCCCUGGGGCCACCAGCCCCUCCAUCCCACCCCACAGCUUGGCACCUGGUUUGGGUCCUGCAGAGCUGGGCUCCUGGCCCCGGGCUACGAACCUGUGAACCCCAGCUGUGUGUGGACCUUUCUUCCCGUGGCGGGGCCUGAACUCUCCUUUUCUUCUUUUUGGGGUGGGGGGAGGGGUAACUUCAUUUAUUUUCUCUUCCCUAUAUCUGCCUCUCCCUCCUCCCUAUUUCCUGUUUUAAACUGAAUGGCACGAAAUUGUUUUCCUCAACUCGGAGAUUCCUGUAUGGAGAGAAUCAAUUUCUAUAUUUGCAAUAAAUUUCUUAUUUAAAACAA
Molecule: messenger RNA, 12531 nt
Organism: Cervus elaphus (red deer)
Lineage: Eukaryota; Metazoa; Chordata; Mammalia; Artiodactyla; Cervidae
Gene: ELFN2
Product: extracellular leucine rich repeat and fibronectin type III domain containing 2
Exons: 2
Coding region: 4984-7458 (824 amino acids)
Cellular component (GO): plasma membrane
Molecular function (GO): protein binding
Source: RefSeq, a predicted model, not a curated record